This is a messenger RNA of Neomonachus schauinslandi (Hawaiian monk seal), 312 nucleotides long. RefSeq names its product histone H4. Lineage: Eukaryota; Metazoa; Chordata; Mammalia; Carnivora; Phocidae. Gene Ontology annotation, biological process: nucleosome assembly. The record is from RefSeq and is a predicted model, not a curated record. Gene Ontology annotation, cellular component: nucleosome. The transcript has a single exon. Bases 1 to 312 code for a protein of 103 amino acids. Gene Ontology annotation, molecular function: DNA binding; protein heterodimerization activity; structural constituent of chromatin.
AUGUCUGGUCGCGGAAAAGGCGGUAAAGGGCUGGGGAAGGGAGGCGCCAAGCGCCACCGGAAGGUCCUCCGGGACAACAUCCAGGGCAUUACAAAGCCCGCCAUCCGCCGGCUCGCCCGCCGAGGUGGUGUCAAGCGCAUUUCUGGGCUCAUCUAUGAGGAGACCCGGGGAGUGCUGAAAGUCUUUCUGGAGAACGUGAUCCGCGAUGCGGUGACUUACACGGAGCACGCCAAGCGCAAGACGGUCACCGCCAUGGACGUGGUGUACGCGCUGAAACGCCAGGGCCGCACCUUGUAUGGCUUCGGCGGCUGA